Neocloeon triangulifer is the source of this 1764-nucleotide messenger RNA. Its product is annotated as protein TFG-like. Gene Ontology annotation, biological process: endoplasmic reticulum to Golgi vesicle-mediated transport; COPII vesicle coat assembly. The coding region runs from base 174 to 1283 and encodes 369 amino acids. The record is from RefSeq and is a predicted model, not a curated record. Gene Ontology annotation, molecular function: identical protein binding. The transcript is spliced from 6 exons. Gene Ontology annotation, cellular component: endoplasmic reticulum exit site. Lineage: Eukaryota; Metazoa; Arthropoda; Insecta; Ephemeroptera; Baetidae.
ACUAAGAGUUGAGUAGACCGGUCAUUGUUCCGAGUAGAUGAACGUGUGUUUUUGUUGUUUCCAAAUUAUUGCUCUUCUAUCGUUCUCGACCGGAUUUUCACUACAUUUCUGCCAGAUUUAAACAAAUCAGUUUCCGCAUUUAAAUUAUCACAGUAGUAAAUAGCGCUAAUACCAUGGAUUUGUCAGGAAAACUGAUCAUAAAGGCGCAGUUGAAUGAUGACAUUCGCCGGAUUCCAAUCCACAACGACGCUAUUACGUAUGAUGAGCUGGUGCUGAUGAUGCAGCGCGUCUUCAGAGGCCAGCUCGACAACACUGAUGACAUCACCAUCAAAUAUAAGGACGAGGAUGGUGAUUUGAUCACAAUCUUCGAUAGUUCCGACCUUGCCUUUGCCAUACAGUACAGCCGCACCCUCAAGUUGACCCUUUUGGUUCCUGGCAAAAGCACUAACCUUCCUGGACCGGGAGGGCCAAAGGUCGAGGGUGUUCGGAAAGAACUCCAGGCUCUCAGGGAUAGGAUCAACGUUCUGCUCGACUCCUUGGCCGACCUGGGCACCAGUGGCGGGUCACCUGUUCAGGGCGAUACAAGCAUUCCUGCGCCUUUCGAGGAGGUACCUGAAGAUGUCCCCAAGGCUCCUAAAGAGUUUGAUCCUCUGCAGGAGCAGCAAAACUCCGCUCCUCCCCCACCUGAAGAAGAACGGUCGGGGCCAACUCCAGAUGCUCCGGUAGCUCCUCCAACAAGUCAAACUGGCUACCCUGUGCCCUACUCAGCCCCUGAUGCACCGGCAGCUCAUUAUCCUCCAGCCCAGCCUCAACCUCAGCAGCCACCUCACUCGUCAGCUCCGCAAAUGCCUUCAGGCUAUCCACCGUACAUGCAAUGGCCUCAGCAACAGCGUUUCCAAAAUCCUCCAGUCUCCUCUGCGGGGCAGCCUCCCCGAUUUGGAGUUCCUCCAGCUCAGGGUUCUCCUGCUCCCAUGCCGCAACCACAGGCACCAUCGCUAUACUCUCCACAGCAAGGCUAUCCAGGCCAGCAGCCGCCUGCUCCUCAGCAGCCAGGUGCUCCCUACGGGGCGACCGUCCCUCGUCCCAGCCUCCCUGGCGGCUACAUGGAUUAUCCUCCUCAGGGCGCCCCUGCUGCUCCUGGUGCUCCUCCAGCAGGUGGUCCUCCUCCUCGUGGCGUCAUGUAUCCUCCGCCUCCGAGCGCUGGCCAAGGCCCAGCGGCCGGCAAUCCCUACAGCAAAGCUCCGCAGCCAAAUCCUUACGCUCCUCCGCAACGCUUUUCGUAAGCAACUAGAUUUCUGCUACGCGUGCCAUUUCAAAGAUAAACAGCUUAAAUAAAUUUAUGCAUGCUAGAGUAUUUGACAGGAUAAAUUUUCAAUCCUGACUCUCCUUGUAUCAAUUAUUAUUUGUACAAUUAUAACCUCUCCAUGCCUUCAGAGCAAGUCUGUACUACAAAUCUAUAAUGAUUUUAUUAAAAAAAAAAUAAUAUUUUGGCCUUUUCAAGAUUGAUUUCAGUCCGGUCAAACUUUCCUAUUAUGCACACUAUUUGAGUUGAGUUCAUCCAAAGAUAUAAAGUAAUUUUAUCAUUUAGAAAAAAUUCUAGUUUCAACUCAGCUUCAAGUCAAUUUUGAAUUUUCAAUGCGUGCUUUUGAUUUCAGUUUUUAUUUUUAUUCACUUUAAAGUCCCAGCCUUUAUGAUAAAUAAUGUAAUAAAUUUAAUGUUAUAAAUAAAUAUGAGCAAUAAAAGUAUGUUGUUUUGAAAGAAAAA